CCGGAAGACCCAGAACAAAACCCAUAUGAGCUGCUUGGGAUCUUACAGGAGGCUACCGAAGCCGAAAUUAGGACAGCCUAUCGAACCCGCUCACUAAAAGUCCACCCAGACAGAAACAGAAAUGACCCUAAUGCAGCUCAGAAAUUUCAUGCAUUGACAACCGCCUCCACCCUCCUCCUCGAUCCGCUCCGCCGUCUCGCGCUCGAUGCACAACUCCGUUUGCAAGCUGCCAAGAAGCAGCGUUUCGCAUCUUAUGAUAAUAAGCGUAGGGCGAUGGUCUCUGAGCUGGAGGAGCGGGAGCAAGAGUUCAAGAAGGCGCGAAUGGCCAAGGAGAAGGAGAGGACUGCGAGGGAGAGCGAAAACUCGAGGAUUCGCGAGGAGGGGCGACGAAUGCGGGAGGAGAGGGAGAAGGAGCUCGAGCUGCAGGAAUUGGAACGUCGAUGUGCGAGGUCGAACGGAACUGUUGAAGAAGACUCCCUCGCUCCACCGCCUCCUGGCGAUUUGGAUACCACGAUCCGUGUCAAAUAUGCUCUGUCAUCACAUCCUGCGCUUUCCACAGCAUUUGCACUCGCUGCCCACCUUCGACGGUAUGGUGAGAUUGAUGAAGGGAUGGUGGUGAUGUCGCAGAAAGCCAAGAAGUCGAAAAAGUCGAAGGGACUCAUGAUAGUGACCGCGCUGGUGCCUUUCAAUCAGUUGGGUGCUGCAUUUGCUGUGGUAUCGAGCGCUGAAUCGCUGAAAGAUCGGGGCAUGGAAGUGGCAUGGGCAGGCGGAUCUGAACCUCCGAUACUGGGCUGGCUUCGCGAACGUGGAGAACUCGGAGGUUCCGCAGCCAAGCGGGUUGAAUUGCUCCCAACAAAGACUGCUCCGGAGGGGACGACGUUCAAUUCGUUUCCCUCGAGUUUUGUAGGUCUGGUUGACUCGGUCAAUUUAUUCAAAUCACUAAUUUUUCUGUUUGGUAAGCCUGCUUUUGAUGAUGUGGCACCACCGCCACCUCCUACUGUGAAGGCGGGGAUGGACUACGAAUCGUUGACGCUCCUCCGCAUGCGUGAAGCUGAGCGUGCGCGCUUAGAGAAGGAGAUAUUGGAAGCAGAAGCUACUGAGGGCGGUUAGCCUUGCUUUGCGGCACCCGAAAUGGACAGGAACUUGUAUUAAGUAUUUCUGAACUCCUUCGGGUUGGCAGUAUAAGUCUGCUCAUGAAUCAUGAGUUAUUUCUUAUAGCUGUUGACCUCCGUUGCCUUGGUACUCGAGCGGCUUGUGAGCAGUUAGGAAUAUCUUAAACCUCCAUGGCGCCAAGA
Suillus subalutaceus is the source of this 1295-nucleotide messenger RNA. RefSeq lists its product as uncharacterized. The transcript is spliced from 4 exons. Gene Ontology annotation, biological process: spliceosomal complex disassembly. The annotation marks the transcript as partial. The record is from RefSeq and is a predicted model, not a curated record. Gene Ontology annotation, cellular component: spliceosomal complex. Lineage: Eukaryota; Fungi; Basidiomycota; Agaricomycetes; Boletales; Suillaceae.